AUGUUAUGGAGUCAAUGGAGAUCAAUGUAUUCCUCAAACCUGGUAAUUACAACCACACCGGAGUCGAUUAUUAGACCUAUAAGAGAAAACGAUAUUAUAGAACUUCAAAAGCCAAAUUUAAAAAUACCAAGGGACACAACCAUUAAUCUCAACACAGAAUCACAACAGCAACAGCAACUUUCGAUGAGGAACCUAAGUGCAUUACAUGUCGCUGCAAUGUAUGAUGCACUUGAUUCUUUUAUCUUUUUAGAAAGAGAGUUAAACAUAAAUCCAUUAAUACAGACACCAGAGAACCUUAAUCCAUUCCACUAUGCAUGCUAUUAUAACUCGUAUGAAAUAGCGAUGUAUUUAAUUUGCAAAUACCCUAAUGAAGCUAAAAAAAUAUAUACAAAUACAAAAUAUCAGUAUAUUUAUCUUUGCGCUAUGGGUCACGCGACCAAAAUUCUGGUUGAACUCUUUAAAAACGGCGCCACUUUUGAAAAUACUCAAAACACUGAGGCAAACCCAAUCAAUUAUGCAAUUAAAAUAAAGGAUAUUGAAAUUCUUACAAUCUUGCUCAACUAUGCUCCGCAAACAAAAUCAGACCAAGGCCAAUUAACACCUAUCAUGCAAGCAAUUGUAAAUUCACAACAAAGUGCUGUUCCUCUUCUUUUCGACCACGGUUACGACCCAACUUCUAUUACAGCAGAAGGAAGAACAGCACUUUUUAUCAAUUUAUUUACAAUCAAGAGCGUUGAACUCACGAGAUUACUAUGCAAUGCCAUGGAUAAGGUCGACAUCCCUGAGAAUAUGAAGAAAAUGGCUGCUGUUCAUUAUAUUUGCUGCUGCGGAAUACCAGAAAUUGCAAAAAUCGUUCUUUCUAAGGGAAUUAACGUAAAUAGAAUAGAUGAAAACAAUGCAGUAGGUCCAAAGCAUCUUGUUGAUAUUGCUUCUGAACAAGCCGCUUUAGAAAUUCUGAAAUUAUUAUUUGAUUAUGGAUAUGAAGUUGAUUUAAGAGCAGAUAACCAAAGCAAUACGGCCCUUGGCGAAUUCAUGCUUGGAAUUAGGACAUAUCCACAAAUUGUUGAUUUUUUGAUUUCAAGAAACGCCAAUAUUGACUUGCCAUGCUUCAAUCAGAAUGUUAAGUCUUCUAAAAAUGAAAAUACGAUCAGAGCGAAGCUUUUAAGGAAACCAGCAUACGCAAAAAUUUGUGCAAAAUAUCAUAUUAAGAAAUAA
Trichomonas vaginalis G3 is the source of this 1215-nucleotide messenger RNA. Its product is annotated as protein ubiquitination. NCBI's taxonomy places the organism in Eukaryota, Parabasalia, Trichomonadida, Trichomonadidae. The transcript has a single exon. The record is from RefSeq and is a predicted model, not a curated record. Bases 1 to 1215 code for a protein of 404 amino acids. Gene Ontology annotation, molecular function: protein binding.